Messenger RNA from Cryptomeria japonica (Japanese cedar), 1335 nucleotides. RefSeq lists its product as uncharacterized. The transcript has a single exon. NCBI's taxonomy places the organism in Eukaryota, Viridiplantae, Streptophyta, Pinopsida, Cupressales, Cupressaceae. Bases 379 to 1206 code for a protein of 275 amino acids. The record is from RefSeq and is a predicted model, not a curated record.
GAAUAGACCUAAAUUCACUCAUCCAAACGCACGCCGGCAGGAACGAGGGAGAACCGCGGUUUGAUUUAAACAAAACUAGGGUUUUAAUUUCUAGUCUCGGACUACGUUUUGAGUUCAAAACACGCGAGAAAGAGGUACCCGUCAUUUUAAUACACGCAACAACUCUCAUCCUGCACAAGAUUUGUAUUUGCUUGGUCUGCAGUUGACCAAAUCUUCUCCAAAAAAUCCGUCUUUAAACGCCAGCAUUCUGAGAUUGUAAUUAUUGAUUGCGGAGAAAGAUCUUUGUUCAGGAAACCCCAAAACAAGGGCUUUUGUGUUUUGAAUGUGCUCGGAUUCGAUCCAGGGGACAAGCAAACAGCAUUAAGGCAGAGUUUUUAAAUGGAAAUGUCUGCCGGCUCUUCGAAAAUAUUCGAGAAAGAUCAGAAGAAAAAAUUCAAAGAUUCCGAUGAGUUACAUUUGAGAUCGGGCUACUUGAAGGCGGUGCAACGCGCAGGUUCGAAUCCCGUGCUGGCCUGUAUGCCGAAAACGGCGUCUAUUAUAUCUGCGUAUCAGAUGGUUCCACUCAGUCCAGGCAGAGACUUUGCUUGUAGGACUAAUAGACCAGGUGGCAUCAAAUGUCAGAUUUCUUUAAUUCCUAGGGAAGCCAUGGAAAAGAAGAAUGACCACGGGUUCGAACCUCAGGAGCCUACGUCUCCCAAGGUGUCGUGUAUUGGACAAGUGAAGAAGAAGAAACAGGCCUGCAAGGAAAAGCACAGGCAAAGGAAGUCUCAGGAUCGACCCCCGCUGCCGUCACAAAUGAAAACCCUAGAAUUGGGGCCUCGCGGCGCAAAGCUUUCCAAGCUGAAAAGUUUUUUCUCCAGCAAGAAAGUGACGGAAACGGCGUACUUUUGUGAGUCUCCAGAGGCGGAUUUAAAGAAUUCUCCCUCGCUCGGGCGAAUGAAACGGUUCACUUCUGGUCGCGAUUGCGAUGCACUGGCAAAUGUAUGGAGAGAUUCACAGAAAUUGGAAGAAAGAUGUAGUGAUGAAACGAACGAUGCAAAGAUUUCGCCUUUGGUGCUUUACUCAGGGCCUCUGAUAAUUGAAAGUAAGGAUCAAAAGCCAAAGCCUGAAAUUAAUUUGUGGAAGCGGCGCUCUGUGGCUCCGCCCAUGGCUUUGAAUCUCUGCACUUCUAAUGGCUUAGAAACCAGACUGCCUUUAACUACAUGAUCACAGGAGGUUUCUCUUCUUUUGUAUUUUUUUGGACCAUUUGCAGAGAUGAUCUUCUUUGUAAGCUGUUAUCAUUGUACAGUGUAUUGAAUAAUGAAAUGGCUUGUGAUGGAUAAUAAUUUUUUUUAA